GUGAUGCGCUGCAUCCUUCCGCCUGGCCUCGCGCUGCCUCCUUGUGGUGACGCCGUUUAAAGGCACACGCGGUUGUUAAGGGCAACAGACAACUUGACAAACAGACGGCGGAUUGCAACAGCACACUGAAGAAUUGGAAACUACUGAUCGCAUCAGUUGAUUACAACCAUCAUCCUUUUUUAAUUGGACGGAGAGGUUUCUGAACAUGGCGCGCGCUGUGCACUCAGUCUUAUCCGCGAUGGGCUGGGACGAGCGCCUCGCGGUGCCCGAGCCCAACGCGGACAACAAGGCUUUGCUGGAGGAGAUCCGUAAAAAAGAGACAGAGUUGGUGCAACUGGAAAACAAACUUGAGAAGAACAAGGAUGAAAAGCAGUUAAUGACCGAAUACCUCAAAAAUGCUAAACAAGAGCUGGAUAAUACUGCGGCUCUGUGUAAGGCGAAGGAAAGGGAGAGAGAGUUGGAAAAACACCUCACAGCUCUCGCAGAAAGGGAGUCGGGUCGCCUCGCACAGGAGACUGUUAAGAUGGAGAAUGAUCAGAGGUCUUUAGCAGAAAGGAAGAACAUGCUAGAGAACCAUAUCUUCAAAGCCAAACAGAAGCUAGAGGAGUUCAGGAACCAGAUGAACUGGGACCAGCAGACCAUGGAUGCCUUUUUAGAGGAGUCAGCACGCAAAGAUGAGGACACAAUGGCCAUCAUCAAGUACGCCCAGCAAGAUGAGCUGAGGAUCAAGUCGCUCACACUGGCUAUAGAAAAGAAGACACUGGAGGCCAAUGAAAAGCGUAAAGCACUUGACAAAGAAUUGACUGAGACUUUAUCCGCACAGAUCGCUUUGGAUAAAACUACAGAGAACUGGCAGCAGGCCCACCUGGAGACGCAGCAGCUCAUUCACCAAUGGGAAAACACCAUCGGGCAGAUGAAGCGACGAGACGCUGAGAUGCAGAAGUGUGCUCUGCUACUUGUCCAGGCCAAUCAGAACAUCAGGGAGAGGAACGGCACCAUCGCAGAGAAGAAGCACUUGUUGGAUACUCAGAAGAACAACAACAAGGAAACUGAGAGGAAUAUAGCCGUGGCCAACCGACGGGCUAUAAAGCUGCGGCAGGAUUUGAAUGAGCAGGAGAAAAUCUGCAGCGGGCUGAAGGAUGAGCUUGAAAGUUGCAAAGGCACACUGGACCGAGCCAACUCCAAUGUGAAGUCUGCGACAUCCCACAUAUCCAGAAUGAAGAAAGACAUCCAGGAUAACGACGACAAACUCAAGCAGGCCCGGGCCUACAACGGUGCACUGGGAGAGAAGCUGAAAGUCGUGACUCAGACAGCCCUUAGUGAGGAGGAGCGAGCUGACCAGAUGGAGCAGCUCCUCAAAGAUGAGGAAUACGCAAUCAAGGAGUUGGAUGUCCAGCUGCUCGACGGCAGGGAGGAACUUUUUUGUCGCAGAGAGCGUUUUCAGGCUCUCAAGACAAAAGAGAAGGAUUCUAUUGCACAGAUUUCAAGGAGUAAAUACACCAUCACCAGGCUCGACUGCCAGCUCAAAAAGCUGGAGAAGGAUGUAUUAAGACAGAAGAUGACGAUGAGUGAACAGGACUCUCAGAUCGUCGGCCUGAGUAGAAAACUGGCAAGGCUGCAAGGUAACGUUCAAACAGAUGAAAAGCAAAUGCUCAACUUAAAGAUUGCUGAGCUACGGAAAGCCCUUGAGGACAAGAAGGACACAGCCAACAUGCUUACCAACACCCUCAAGGAGUCUGAGGCUGAUAUUCGCUAUUUGAGGAAGGAGAUGGAGAAGUUUGAGACUCAAAAUAAAGAUCUGACUGACAAGGUAGAGGAUUUCAUCCUUCUCCGAAACAUCAAUGAAAAGGAGCUGAAGAGACUCAGGCUCAGGAAACAGGACAACAUGGUGGAGCACAACGUCAUGAAGAUAGAGGUCAAGCGUAUGAGGGAUCUGCUGUACAACAAGGCGGGCAGCGUGCUGUCCUUGGAGAAGAGGAAGCUGGAGCUGCAGAAAGCCAUAAAGGACCGGGAGGAGGAAGUGAAGGUCUACAAAGAAAUGCUCAGCCACCAGCUCAGGAUCAGUGAGCAGGAGAGACAGAGACUCAGUGCUGAACUGAAUGAGAAGCUGUCCAAGAUCGACGCGAUGAAGAAACGCUUUGAGGUCGUGAUGCUCUCGAUGGCAGCUCCUGAGGGGGAAGAGGAGAAAUCACAGGCGUACUACAUCGCAAAGGCUGCACAAGACAAAGAGGAGCUCAAGCGGAAGGGGGACGGUCUGGAUGCUAAAAUCCGGAAGAUGGAGCAGGAAAAUAGAGCUCUGGAGAACACCAUUCAGUUGUUCAACAACAGUAACUCAGCAUUUCGCAAAUCCCUCAACAAAGUAAACACAUCCAGUCCAGAGCAACAGGAAAAACUGAAGCUAGAGGAGAAGUUGAGGGCGGCUGAGGAGACGCUGAAGUAUAAGAAAAGACAAGUCCAAGAGCUCCAACAGGACCUACAGGACAUGGACAACACCUUGGAGAGUUUGCAGCAGGAGGAGAAGAUGGAGAAAAAUAAGAUCGAGCACAAACACUCACUCAUCAGUAAACUGGAGAAAGAAAUCGCUUCCCAGCAGGAGAAGGUGGACAGAGCCACAAAGCAGUGCUCUAAGCUGACUAAAGAGAUCCGCUCGGGACAAAACACCAAGACGGAGACUUUUGAGGAGAAGGACAUUCAGCUGAGGGAGUUGAAAGAAUUCAAUAAGGGUAUCAACAGCAUGCUGAGCGAGGCCAUGGAGGACAAACCUGACCUCAGAUCAGUUUUGGAGAAAUACUUCCUGCAGGCCAAUCUGUCUCUUCCAUCUUCAUCUUCCACUCCUUCGAGCCACCGGAGCUCCAAGACAAGCUUCGCCUCUUUCAGGUCUCUUGCCUCCUCCAACAGCAGCAGCCCCAGGGCCUCUGCACUGCACUCCCCCGUGCUGAAGACGGUGGAACUGGGCUUGGAUCUGACCUUGACCUCCCCUCCCUCCACCACCUCUAGAUGUUCCAGCUCUGCAAGCAGCAGCAGCAGUUUAAAGAACCCAUAGUGACUAUUAUCACACUUUAUUUUACUGUCGUGAAUGAAGAACAAGAGAAAGAGGAUUACACUUACAGGAUCGAUGACCAUCUCCUCCUAUGAUGUGAUGUGAGGUUUAAUUGUGUAAUGUGUAAAAAGAGGUUCAGGGUGGGUUUGGUGUUUUAAUGUAUUUGAAUGAAUUAAAAAGUAUGUUGUUGUUCAUUUAACUAUUAUUCUUAAAUUUGUAGAGUUUGUCUAUUUCACGUUCAUUGUAGUUAUUAUAAUGUAAUCGAAAGACUUGUUUAUCACACGA
Messenger RNA from Cyclopterus lumpus (lumpfish), 3325 nucleotides. RefSeq names its product coiled-coil domain containing 39 (gene ccdc39). The coding region runs from base 206 to 3043 and encodes 945 amino acids. Gene Ontology annotation, cellular component: axoneme. Lineage: Eukaryota; Metazoa; Chordata; Actinopteri; Perciformes; Cyclopteridae. Gene Ontology annotation, biological process: cilium-dependent cell motility; inner dynein arm assembly; cilium movement. The record is from RefSeq and is a predicted model, not a curated record. The transcript has 20 exons.